Sinocyclocheilus grahami is the source of this 1602-nucleotide messenger RNA. It is a transcript of the gene khdrbs1a, whose product is annotated as KH domain containing, RNA binding, signal transduction associated 1a. The transcript has 9 exons. The record is from RefSeq and is a predicted model, not a curated record. Lineage: Eukaryota; Metazoa; Chordata; Actinopteri; Cypriniformes; Cyprinidae. Bases 148 to 1278 code for a protein of 376 amino acids. Gene Ontology annotation, cellular component: nucleus. Gene Ontology annotation, molecular function: poly(A) binding; mRNA binding. Gene Ontology annotation, biological process: regulation of alternative mRNA splicing, via spliceosome.
CGCCAUGUGACGUCAUUUCCACCUGCCCCAUUAGCCGCGGUUUCCUUUGUUAGGACAAGUACAAAAGCUUGGGCACGCAUUUCCAGCUCCACUCUCCUGCACGCGCUGUUUGAGAUCUCUGCAGAAGUCCAGUAAGCCGUGAGCGACAUGGAUGCUAAUAACAGCAACGCUAAGCGUAAGAACAGCGUCGGAGACGGUAAAUAUCUGCCGGAGUUACUGGCGGAAAAAGACAGCCUGGACUCUUCAUUCACGCACGCCAUGAAGCUCCUCUCUGCAGAGAUUGAAAGGGUUCAGAAAGGUGAGCCUAAGAAAGAGUCCGAGACAUAUCUGGAUCUGUUAACCGCCAAGAACGUGAGGGUGAAGGAGAGGGUGCUCAUUCCUGUGAAGCAAUACCCUCGGUUCAAUUUUGUGGGAAAGAUUCUGGGGCCGCAGGGCAGCACCAUCAAACGUCUGCAGGAGGACACCGGCGCGAAGAUCUCAGUGCUGGGCAAAGGAUCCAUGAGAGAUAAGAACAAGGAAGAGGAGCUGAGGAAGGGUGGCGAUCCGAAGUAUGCACACUUGGCCAUGGAGCUGCAUGUGCACAUCGAGGUUUUUGCUCCAAUUCCUGAUUGUUAUCUGCGUAUGGCUCAUGCCAUGGAUGAGGUCAAGAAGUUCCUAAUGCCUGUGGAAGGGUUUGAGGAGAUGCACCCGGAUGCAUUCAUGGAUCCAGGGUUUCUGAACGGCUCUCAGGAUAUUCAUGGCCCUGGCAGAGGUCUCCCUCCUGGUCGAGGCCGUGGUGGCCCACCACCCCCAAUGGGACCUAGGGGUCGUGGUAUGCCGCCUCGUGGAGCACCACGUGGCGGAGCACCAAGAGGAGGUCCAGGGCGUGGAGCUGCAGCGAGGGGAGCCCCCGCUGGAAGAGGUGGCCCUCCAUCCCAAACACCAGCCAGAGGAGGCACAGCCGCUCGCUCAAGACCACCAGCCUCGACUCAGAGGAUGACACCAGCAUCCGCUCUCUCCCACCAACAGCACCCAGCCAAACCUGAAACCUAUGGCGAAUAUGCAUAUGAAGAACCAUACGCAGAGCCUUCCUAUGAAGGGUAUGAGAGCUACUACAGUCAGCCUGCUCCACAGCAAGACACAGAGUAUUAUGAUUACGGUCACGGAGAGGCACAAGAAACUUACGAGUCUUACACUGAAGAUAACUGGGAGGGCGGAGCUUGGGGUGGUGCCGGUGGAAAGGCUCAGGCUGCCCGACAGGGCAAAGCGUAUCGGGAGCAUCCAUACGGCAGAUACUGAGAGCUGUCCGUCACUACGGUUGCCUGGCAACAUCCUCCCCUCCUAACCUCUUGUAACCACCUAAAGUAAUUCUAGUUGUUAUUUUUGUCUUCUGUUUUGGUUAAGACUUCUUUUUAAUAUUCUGAAUCUACUCUUUAAGUAGGGCGAUGACCAUAAGUUCGAUGUGACAUUUUACAUUUGCGAUUUAUAUGCUGUGCUUAUUCUCUUUGCAUUUGUUUUUUAGUUUUGCUGUUUUUGUUCAUUUAUUUUAAUGCUUAAGUGUUUCUUCUCUGAAAAAGUUGAUACCUGAAUGCUAGAUAAUUAGCUGAUGGUCAUGUGUAAAAU